Messenger RNA from Aphanomyces invadans, 228 nucleotides. RefSeq lists its product as hypothetical. The record is from RefSeq and is a predicted model, not a curated record. Bases 1 to 228 code for a protein of 75 amino acids. The transcript is spliced from 2 exons. NCBI's taxonomy places the organism in Eukaryota, Oomycota, Saprolegniomycetes, Saprolegniales, Verrucalvaceae.
AUGACAAGCGCCGACGACAACGAUCUCGAAGCUCUUGUGGGUAUUGGCCACUUGUUCAACUUCCGGCUUGUUCCAAGUGCCCGCAACUUUCGAGGCCAGUCCUCUGGCUUUUCCCUUGACACUGUGUCCGUCCAAGCCUCGUGUGUUGAUGAUGUGGUGGACUGCAUCUGUCGAAUUGCCAUGGUCCACGCCGGAUUGGUCUCCAGUCACGGCGCCGUCAACGAGUGA